This is a messenger RNA of Ciona intestinalis (vase tunicate), 1962 nucleotides long. The record is from RefSeq and is a predicted model, not a curated record. Lineage: Eukaryota; Metazoa; Chordata; Ascidiacea; Phlebobranchia; Cionidae.
AAUGUGUUUUACACAAAGAACUAUACCUCAACAUAACUAGGAUGAACAUAUCAUUAUUACAUCAAUAAUCAACUUUGUGACAUCAUAAUAGGCAAUUAUCAUGGCAGUCCAAUCAAUUUGCACGAAUAUUUUAAGAGCUGGAAAACAUAAAAUAGCACAAGUUGCUGCUUCCAAGUUUUAUUCUACUAAACAACAGGAUCCUGGUUUUGGUUUACUGUUUGACAUUGAUGGUGUUUUAAUCCGCGGCAAAAAGCCGAUACCAGCUGCUCAAAAAGCGUUCAGGAAUCUUACACGACCUGAUGGAAAAUUCAAAGUCCCCACUGUGUUUGUAACUAAUGCCGGUAAUGCAUUGGCUAGAACCAAAGCUGAACAACUAUCCAAUGCUAUGGGAGUAGAGAUUACAUCUGAGCAAGUGAUGAUGUCACACAGCCCAUUAAGGAUGUUUCCGGAAUAUCACGACAAAUGUGUCUUGUUGUCUGGACAAGGACCUGUUGAUGACAUCGCAAAAAAGAUCGGCUUUACAAAUUAUGUCACAAUUGACCAAAUAAGAAACGCUUUUCCUAAUCUUGAUAUGGUAGACCAUCAACGAAGGCCUAAACUGUCCCCAUCUUCAAGGUCUGAUCCAUUCCCGAAAAUCGACGCCGUUAUUUUAUUCGGGGAACCAGUAAGGUGGGAAACCAAUCUUCAAAUCAUCAUCGACGUUUUAUUAACUCAUGGCAAACUCGAUGGGCCAGCCUUGGAUAAUGAUGAUGAACAACUACCAGUGUUGGCUUGCAACAUGGACCUCUUAUGGAUGUCUGACAGCCACAUGCCAAGAUUCGGGCACGGUACUUUCCUUCAUUGUCUUGAGAGCGUUUACGAAAAGUUGGUUGGACGACCCUUGACGUAUUCUGCUUUGAUGGGAAAACCUAGCGAGGUGACGUACAUAUACGCUGAACAACUUAUCAAGAGAAUAGCGGGGAAGAUGGGGUUCACUGCUCCAAUUAAGAAUCUAUAUGCCAUUGGCGACAAUCCGAUGGCAGAUAUUUACGGAGCAAAUCUUUUUAAUAAGCGACUUAAGCAAGAGCAAGAAGUGAAACAGAUAUCUAUUGAACAAAGUUCCGCGACCCCGGCGACGUCGCAGCAGCCGUGGCGUCAACUCCACGCCAAUAUACGGAAUAUAACGACAAGCGCCACUGAUCCAAACUCAAAUGUGAUUCCCCCCAAACCGUCUCCGUUCAUCCGCGAAGUCGAAUCGUGUCACUCCGUUCUUGUUUGUACAGGGGUUUACUCUCCAGAACCAGGGGGCAGUAAGUACCAGAUACCCCCUGUGUUCCAUGGACCACGAGAUAUGGAGUUUGACGUCAGUUUAUGCGUCCCAACUUUUAUCACACAUGAUGCUGAUGAGGCUGUAAAUAAAAUCACUGAACUCGAGAACUUUGACCUAGAAACCUAACAACUGUGGCUGUAUAUGUUACUGGAACGGAGCUAAAUAAUCAAUGUUGUUGAUAUAACUUUUUGUAAUUCACGCAUUUGUAAUUCAUUACGUCUCAUGCCCUGUAUCACAAAAUCCGUUACCUGUAUAUUUUCACAAUUAAUCAAUAUUCCAGUUUUAUUGGAAUUUUUUAAAAAAUGUUCACCUUGUAAAAAACAGUUCAUGUUGAAUGUUCGAGAAACCAUAAAUACGAAGGUUUUAAAAACUUGCAAUAUAUGUUCAGUAUCCUAACUGCCAUUCUAAUGUAUGCGCGGUGUGUUUUUAUGUUUUCUGUUCUCUGAUAGUUUUUAAUUCUUUCAAUAUUAAUAUAUACACAAUCUGCUUUUCUUGUAUUCAAAAUUAAAUUUGUUUAUUGCGUUCCUAGAAAAUUUAGAAUACUGCUUCUAUGAAGCUUAAAAUGUUUGCUUUUAUUUCUGGCAGUAUCUUUCUUCUUAUUGUGAUAGCAGUAGUUAUAAUACGUUGGUGGAUUAAAAUUUUAUCUUCUUUUA